AUGGAGUCUCCGCUGGUCACGUCAAGAAGCCUCGCGAGCCCGAGUGUACAUUCUCUUUCAACUUCAAGUUUGGAAGAUUCUGAAAUCGGCGACGUUAUGAUUGUUCCACCAUUUGAACAUGUACCACUAAUCAGAAACUCUGGGCGAAAACUUCGUCCAUCGCAGCGAACGGGGGAGAAAAAGGAAAACCUCUCACUCCGUAUACCGCGCUUUACGGAGAGUACCCUCAGUGGUACAACAUCACCCCUAUCGAAAGGCAUACCUUCUUUGAGUGAAAGGGUAUCACCAAUUCAAACGCCCAUACCACCUUUCCUUCAUGAGAGGGAGGAAUCAUGGGAAAGGAGGGACGAGAGCCCCGUCCAGCUCGUCAACACAACGACAACACCAGAUGACGUUCCCUCAGCACGCUCAUUUUUCAAACCGAUUGAUUUAGAACUCAAAACAAAUGGUAAUGGGUUUAAUGCAAAUAUGAGCUAUAUACCCACACGUUCUGAUCUGGUUCUAACAAGAACAACGGGGAAAUUCAAUUCACACGAACUUGGACCAGCAGCUGAGCGCCAGUGGCAGCAGGUGGCAGAAGGUGCGCGAGUAGACGGUGUUACAGGGACAGACGAUCGGACGCAGCAGUUGGAGCAAGGUACUUCGGCACCUCAGAAGCAGCAGCCUACAGAGAUACGUAACAUUCACAAACUUGUAAGACGGAGCAGCAUCAAAUUACAAAGAGAUACUUUUAAUCUAAACGGGAGGAAUUCUACAAGACGGUACAGGAGUACUGCCAGCGGUUCGGUCAGACGGAGCCAGAGACCAGGAUCUUUCAAAAGUUAUGGGCGCUCUGAGAUCACCGGACUUCAGCUGACAACUGGAAAGCUCGAUAGCCCGGACCUUGGGAGGAGGACUCGGUGCGACAGCAACUUCUCUGAUGGUCAGACAAGAUCGUGCUCACCUUCUCCAUCGAGAACAUCACAGCAACGUUUGAGAGCUAGGGAUGUAACUGGUCUUCGCUCAAAAUGUUUGAGUGCUGAUGAUAGGUCUUGCUCGCCAGCGUCGCGAUCAGGGCCAUAUAUAAGUACCAGUACGGACGAUAGAGGUUUCAGCAUGGGAGACAUCAAAACAAGUGACAGGCAGAGAAAAAUCUCAAGACAGAAUGGCGCUCGGAGACAAGACGAGCACCUGAUGGUGGUUACGCCUACGAGGUACUCGGGGCCACAGGAAGAUGGCAGAGGGAGAUGUUACCACAAAGACCAUGAGAAGAAGGUUGUGAUCAAUGUGGGAGGGACACGGUUCGUGACUUUCCUGUCAACGCUGAAAAAUGUUGAGAACAGCCGUCUGUAUCAUCUUGAGGGGGAUGCGAGUCAUUACGAUCCAGAGUCGGGCGAAUAUUUCUUCGACCGGAACCCGUCGAUCUUUGAGUUCAUUUUGGACUACCACCGCACGAAAGAGUUGCACAUCCCAACAAACUAUUGCGGCCCUCUUGUCAAGAAUGAGUUGAAGUUCUGGGGAGUUAGUGACGAGUUUAUGGCAACUUGCUGCAAGGCAGAUUACAUGGAGUUCGAAGAAGACAUGAAAAGGGAACAACAUUUAAUGGAGGAGUUCCAAGUGUCGAUCGACCCCAACCUCCUGAGGAAAGCUGAAGUGUCUUUCAAAUACCAGUUGUACCUAUACUUGGAGUAUCCCCACUCGUCUUCAUUUGCUCAGGUGUGGGCCGUGAUGUUCGCGCUUCUUACCGUCCUCUCCAUCAUCACCAUAUUCAUGGAGACCAUGCCGCAGUUCAGAGUGGAAGUGCACAAAUCAAGCAUCCCCGAGCACAUUCUCGCCAAGAACAGCACAAGUCACACGCGGCGAAUGCUGUACGGGCAGACGGAGCCUAUAUUUUGGCUGGUCUGUAUCGAGUAUGUCUUUUUAGGAGUGUUCCUGAUAGAGUUCUUCUUCCGUUUAGUCAUGUCGCCAAGACUCCGUAUGUUUGUUUCGUCAUACACCAACUUCAUCGACCUAUUUUCCCUGGCGGCUUACUGGAUCACGACUGCCGUUUACUUGGCGAGGAUAAAUUUCGAAUACAACCACACGGCGAUCUCCUCGACUAUGCUGAUAGUGCGCCUCCUGCAAGUCUUACGAAUCUUCCGAGUUUUUAAACUUGUAAAGCAGUAUAUUGGCUUCAAGGUGCUGAUGCUGUCCUUAAAAAAGAGCGCUGGGCAACUGGCGCUACUUGCAUUGGUCUUGGGCGUCUUCGUCCUAAUCUUUGCCGCGCUAUCCUUCGCGGCGGAGUUGACCGAGAAAGACUCCUUGAUUGAUAACAUCCCCGGUGGUCUCUGGUGGGCAGUGAUUACUAUGACCGCUGUGGGAUACGGGGACAUCUACCCGAAAGGCUUCAGUGGCCACAUUAUCGGGGUAUUGUGCGCCAUAUUCGGGGUGAUUGUGACGACCCUGAGUGUGCCUAUCAUAACAAGCAACUUCAUCAGUUAUCACAAACACGCUAUGGCACUUGACGCGAUUAGGAAAAAGCACCACGUGCAGAAGACAGUGAAUAUCAGCAUGUACAAAGCCAAGCCAAAGCCUUCUACCCCUGCACAUCAAGCCGCUCAAAAAUCAUAACUAGACAGCCCAACCUCAUGUUAUGUACCAUAUAAGUAUAUACUCCUUGCGCAGUGAUAGUGGUGAUGAGGCGCCUUCCUUACACUGUACAUGCAUAUACUUGAAUAUUAUCGCUGCUUUGGAGAAUGGUACAGGCAAAUGACAUUGAAGUCAUGCUAUUGGAGGGUUAAGUUGGCCGCACACUUCAUGUAGAAGCGAUUCAAUACUGCAGCAAGUCGAGUUGCAAUAAUUGACAAAAUUGACAAAAAAGAAAUCGCACAUUGACAUGACUGAGAGAUUCAUUGAGACUUUGUGCGCUCUUUUACUCAUUGUAACCGACUGCAACUCUUUUACUCUUUGCAACUGACUGCAACUGGGGCAGUUCAUUGCAUCAAUGAAUCGCGUUGUAAUGAAUCGCUCAGUUGACAAUUCGGACAGUUUAGGUGAGGACUGAUUUUGACGCCUCUCUUUCUUCUCAGAUCAGUACAAGAUGGUAAUUUCAUUCUUGUCCAUGUCACUGCAUCGCUUGUAGAACAUCUAAACCUCGGGCCGUGGACAAUUUCCAACAAGAAGAAUUUUGUUAAAAAAAGAGUCAAUACCAAGGCUUUUGAGAGGUCUAUCUAUAGACAUUGCCAAGGAUGUUCUUGACCUGGUGGCUUUUUUACAGCAAACGAUGUCAACAAAAACCAUAUUUUGAAUGGUCGGUUAUUAAGUGAUAAUGUUUCCAUUCCUAAUUAUUUUGUAUUAAACAGUAUCAGAGUCUUUCAAAAGACUCUGACAGUAUGUAAGUAUUCUUUCCCCAAGUAUAGGCCGGUGGUUAUUUUAAAGGCUUGACUUUAGUCCAUGCAUGAUCGUUUCUCCUGAAGAAGGUGCAGUUUGCAUGAUACGGAUUCUGUAAAAUUGUAAAUUAUAAAGUAUGAUGAAAUAAAUACAGGUAUUACAAGCUGGUGUUAUGUAAAAUAAGGUAACAGUAGUUUCAAUGCCACGCUACUGUAUAGGAGUAAAGGUAAAAAUUGUAUGAUUUUCAUAAGUUUAAACCAGUUCUUUUGUUCCUAUGUGCCAGGCAUCGAUUAUCAUAUGUCUGGUUCCUGGUAAGAUU
Molecule: messenger RNA, 3667 nt
Organism: Lineus longissimus
Lineage: Eukaryota; Metazoa; Nemertea; Pilidiophora; Heteronemertea; Lineidae
Product: potassium voltage-gated channel protein shk-1-like
Exons: 2
Coding region: 1-2589 (862 amino acids)
Biological process (GO): protein homooligomerization; potassium ion transmembrane transport
Cellular component (GO): voltage-gated potassium channel complex; membrane
Molecular function (GO): voltage-gated potassium channel activity; protein binding
Source: RefSeq, a predicted model, not a curated record